AUGGCAUUGUACAUCACAAAUAACAGAAAUGAAUAUUCAAGACACAAACUUCAUAGCCAUCUAAAAUCUAAAAAGUUGGAGCAUCAUUCACAUGAGAGUACAAGGAAAGCUCUAGCUAUAAAAUCUUAUUUUAAGGUCACAAAACCUGACGCUGAUGAUUCCAUACCAGUUACAGCCUUCUAUAAUAGCAAGGGUCAUCUGACAGAGAUAGCAAUUGUUAAUUCCCCUUUCGAAAUCCCUCGAAAACUCAUUAUAGCAUUUGCUUUAUGCAUACCAUUCCACACAUCCAUAGGAAGGAUUACAAUUAUAAAAGGGAAAAUUAAUUUCGCUGUCAUCCACGAAAUUAGUAAAUUGCUGCCACAUUCAAAUAUAACCGAAGUUUUUCUUGAAAAUUGCGGCGAUUCAAGGGCUAAAUAUCAUUCACUGUUGGAACAUUUAAGUCAAUUAAAGAAUUUAACGCUACGCCGCUUGGGUAUAGACGAUGGCGAAUGUAAGAAUAUAGUGGACAAUCUUCUUGUUGGGAAACCAGCUUCAAACACUCUACUAACAUUAGAUUUAUCAUCAAAUAAUAUUACAGAUGAAGCAGCAAGUGCUCUCGGUUAUAUGCUCAGAGGAAAUAGAAGUUUAUUGCACUUAAAUUUGUGUAAUAAUAAAAUAAGUGAUACUGGCGCAGGUUGUAUUUUAAGAAGCUUAACGUCAUUUCUAGUAACUGACAAAGAAAUUAUCGGUAAAAAGGUUAGACGUUUCGAAUAUUUCGUGAAGAGAAUUGCUUAUUACAAGCAAUAUAAAGACGAUUUAGUACAUCGUCAAACACAAAAAAGUAACAAAAAUAAGAAGCAUAUGAUGCCACACAAAAAAGGACAUAUUGUGAAGAAAACCAAAACAGAAACUUCAUUUUCCGUUACGUCAGAUCUAACGAUAGAUGAGUUAGCAGAAAAAAUGGCUCUACAAAAUGUUGGUGAAUUUAUAGAUGCAUUCGAUGAUGAGAAUUUGAUCAUCGUUGAGAAUCAAAAAUUUUCGAUUGGAAAUCUACGGUUAUGUUCUCUUAAUCUGUCUUAUAAUCAUUUAAGUUACGUAACAGUGCGUAAAAUAUACUACGUACUCGAUUAUCAAAAGAAUGUUAUAAAAACGAAGCCCCAUUUAAAUACUGGCCUGAUGAGAAUUCUAUUCGAAGGGAAUUACAUUCCGCGUUAUUGUCAAGAGUAUAAAGAUAUAUGUGACCUUCUUGAUAAGGUUAUUUCUGAAAAUAUAACGUUACCCGAUUUAUCCCAUAGCGCACCAUCUCUAAAGUCGGGUAGGCGAGAUUCGACGCCUUCUGUCAAACAAAGCAGCCAUGGUUCAGCACAUGCAAAAAAAUAA
This is a messenger RNA of Zerene cesonia (dogface butterfly), 1359 nucleotides long. RefSeq lists its product as uncharacterized. The transcript has 2 exons. NCBI's taxonomy places the organism in Eukaryota, Metazoa, Arthropoda, Insecta, Lepidoptera, Pieridae. The record is from RefSeq and is a predicted model, not a curated record. Gene Ontology annotation, molecular function: protein binding. The coding region runs from base 1 to 1359 and encodes 452 amino acids.